AAAGCCCUUACAGCAAAAAUAAUAUCGGGACCGUACAAAGGGACCCCGGGGGACAUAAAUAUCCUAACCUUUAAAAAGCCGGUUACUUACUUUAAAUGCGGGCAAUUAAAUUAUAUUAUUGCAAUAUGCAAAAUACGAACGGAUAACCCGGAAACCCCGUUGGCUUUAGCAAUUAUACAAAGGGCAAAAGGGAAAAGGCCCAAAGUACGGUAUUACGGGUAUGGGGAGUUGGGCUAUAUCCGGCCAACGUGCUUUAAAAAAAGCAAAAUAUCGCUACCCAAUUCGAUACCGUUGUUUAGCCGUUUAAGCACCGGGGCUUAA
Molecule: messenger RNA, 321 nt
Organism: Gaeumannomyces tritici R3-111a-1
Lineage: Eukaryota; Fungi; Ascomycota; Sordariomycetes; Magnaporthales; Magnaporthaceae
Exons: 1
Source: RefSeq, a predicted model, not a curated record